Messenger RNA from Schizophyllum commune H4-8, 2592 nucleotides. RefSeq lists its product as uncharacterized. Lineage: Eukaryota; Fungi; Basidiomycota; Agaricomycetes; Agaricales; Schizophyllaceae. Gene Ontology annotation, biological process: regulation of DNA-templated transcription; DNA-templated transcription. Gene Ontology annotation, cellular component: nucleus. The coding region runs from base 50 to 2365 and encodes 771 amino acids. Gene Ontology annotation, molecular function: transcription cis-regulatory region binding; DNA-binding transcription factor activity, RNA polymerase II-specific; zinc ion binding. The transcript has 10 exons. The record is from RefSeq and is a predicted model, not a curated record.
ACGUCGAGGGAUUCCCCCGCAGGCAGCAACCGUGGCCGACUUCGACUAUAUGACCGAGGGCGCCAUGUCCCUCAGCCCGACUGCAUCCGCCAUCUCCAACGGCUCUGACAACGGCCAGCCCAACAAGCGACGCCGCCAGAACGGCAGCGACGCCAACAUGGCGGCCCAUCUCAUGGGCGGGCCGGCGCCCCCACAGGGCAUGCCCCAGCAGCAGCUCUCGCCGUCGCAGCCCAACCAGUCCCACAUCCCCAAGCGCGGGGCUCGCGCCUGCACCGCCUGUCGCAAGGGAAAGAACAGAUGCGAGGGCGAGGCGCCCUGCAGACGCUGUCAGCUCAGUGGUACCCCUUGCGUGUUCGAGAAGCCAGAAAAGAAAUUGAAUCCGUUAAAUGGGCCCAGCGUCGAACGUCUUGCUCGUCUUGAGAACCAAUAUGUGGUUAUGCAAAGUCAGAUGAUCGGCCUGCAGACCUCCCUCGAUCGCAUCCUGCACGCCGUCCAAGGUGGCCCAGCGCCUCCCCCCGCCCCCGGCGCGCCCGGCAACAUGGCCCCGCCCGGUCCGCUCUUUCCCGCUCCCGCCCCGCCGCCCCGCGAUGGCCCGUACCCGCCGUCUCAUCCUCCCCGCAACGGCUUCGACAGCGACCGCCCUCGGGGCGACUUCCCGCCGCUGCCUGGCUUUGCGCCCCCGCCGCACAAGUACGCGACGUACGGGAUCGUGCCCAGCACGGCGCCAUCGUCGGAUGACGAGUCAGAGGAUACCCUGCCACGCGCCGCCCUGAACGCCCCUAUUGAGGCCCUCCAGGGUUUGGCUAAUGCUGCUGCUGAGGCCGCCGCUGUACCCUCUACUGCACAUCGUGUCAAGAAGCGCAAGCGCGCCGAACCCAUCCCGCGCAAUGCCUUUCCGCACGUAGUCGAAAAGGGCCUGGUUAGCGACCAGGAGGCACGCGAGCUGUACAACAUUUUUUUCUCGGGAUGUCAUCUCUUCAUCCCUCUCUUUGACCCCAUGUACGACACGUACGAAAGCUUGAUGGAACGUACGCCCUGGACCUUCGACGCCAUCCUGGCAGUCGCGGGCAAGAUUCGCAGCGGCAACGGUCCGCUGAGCCCGACCUUCUACAAAUGCCUGGAGGAGGCCCAAGGCAUCGCACGGUCCUCCCUCUUCGGGCCUGUUGUUCGCAAGGAAGCUGUACAAGGCAUGCUCCUGCUCGCUGCCUGGAGCACCAAUGGGUGGCUUCCCAGCGGCCACGCGAUGCGCAUGGCCCUCGAUCUUGGCCUCCAUCGUGCCCUCGAGAAGCUCGCGGACGAUAGCAAGAAGCGGACGGACGAGGAAGAACGCGACCUCGUGGUUUCAGCACGCAUCUGGCUUUGUCUCUAUUGGUUUGAUCAUCAGAUGAGCCUUGGAACGGGCCGCCCCAUCGUACUCCGGGACGAGAGCUCGAUCCGCCACUGCCGGUUGCUACUCAAGCAUCCUAUGGCCUCUCCGACGGACGUCCGCUUGGUAGCUUUGGUGGAGCUCGUUGCUCAGAAGACCCAAAUCUAUGAAACCUUGGCGCCGCUGAACGAGGUCAACCAUGCCACCUUGUCCUUCAUUCGUCGCGCGAAUGUGGCACUCGACAAAUGGUGGGAAGAGUGUAACGAGAUGCACCGCCAGAGCAUGGAUGAGCACUCGCUAUUGCACAAAAUCCUCGCCGGCGAGCUACAUUACGCCAAGCUCUGGCUCGUCUGCGUCGCCCUUCGCGGAGUUUCCUGGGACAAGAUGCCCUUCGAACAACGCGAGCUCGCCUUCUCUGCUAAGGACGCCGCCUCGACCUGCCUCCACAUCUUCCUCUCCUCGCCCGAGUAUCGCGCCGCCCUCCGCUAUGCCGUGCACGACUCGCUGGUUACCGCCGCCUUCUCUGGUCUUUUCCUGCUCAAGAUGGCAAACCUCUUCCCGGGCGAGCUCGACCUCGUGCAGAUCAUCAACCAGGUCGAGCAGCUUAGCCAACUGUUGAGCGACGUCGCUGCGGAGCGCUACGCGCUCACCCUGCGCAUCAUGCUCGCGAACCUGCGCCGAAAGGUCGGGAUGGCGGGUGGGGCGGCUCCUGCGCCACCGCCCGCGACGAUGCAGCCGCCGCAGUUCGCAGAGAACAUGAUAAUGAGCCCGACGUAUGUGGACCCGUCGCUGCCGCAGCCGUUUUCGAUGGAGGAGCUGGGGAUUGUGUGGCCGUCGGAGCGUGGUUUCUUCAGCCCAAGUGCGAUCCCGCCGUGGUUACAGGAGCAGAGUUUGACGGACUUGGGUCUGCCGGUCAACGGAUCGGAUGGGAUCUUCCUCAACAUGACUGGCACGAACGGAUGGACAGGCGACCAGGUACCCAUGCCCGAAGCGUGGUGAAGGCGCUAUGCGACUAACAUCCGUCAAGCGCACGACUGUUGUAUAGUGUGCAACUCCCGAAAAGAGAUACCCAAUUGGCCGCAAAAAUUCGCUGAAUGCGGACCAAAUGCUCGUGAGCCGCUUUUGUAUGUGUAUUCUAUCGUGUUUGAUCCUGUAUAUACGCAGCUUGUUGUCCCAGAUGAUAUUUCGACGUAUGUACUUAGGCUUGUAUGCCUGUUUGCUCUUGC